CCCGGAGCCGCGGCACCGCCUGGCCAGGCCUGGAUCAGGCUUUGUCCGUCCGGGAGCCCCUUGACCGCGCGUGGCCACCCCAGGCUGGGAUUUCCGGCGGGGUCCGCGGAGCUGCGCGAAGGGAGGAGGCCCCAGGCCCAGGAGCCACAGCCGACUCAGCUACAAGUAAGCAGUUUCACCCCUGGACCAUGACAAGGAAGAAGAAGUCAGAGGACACGGCCAAGCACACAGUGCUGCAGGAGCUGAAGAUGAGGAGCUCAGUGGCAUCCUAUGAGCAGCUGGUGCGGCAGGUGGAGGCCCUGAAGGCCGAGAACAGUCACCUGAGGCAGGAGCUUCGGGACAACUCCAGCCACCUGUCCAAGCUGGAGACGGAGACCUCAGGCAUGAAGGAGGUCCUGAAACACCUAGAGGGCAAGCUGGAGCAGGAGGCCCGGGUGCUGGUGUCCUCCGGGCAGACCGAGGUGCUGCAGCAGCUGAAAGCUCUCCAAAUGGACAUCGCCAGCUUGUACAACCUCAAGUUCCAGCCACCCGCCUUGGGCCCAGAGCCCACUCCCCGGACCCCAGAGGGAAGCCCAGUCCACGGCUCCGGGCCAUCCAAGGACAGCUUCGGGGAGCUGAGCCGGGCCACCAUCCGGUUGCUGGAGGAACUGGACCGGGAACGGUGCUUCCUGUUAAGCGAGAUCGAGAAGGAGGAGAAGGAGAAGCUCUGGUAUUACUCACAGCUUCAGGGCCUGUCCAAGCGCCUGGACGAGCUACCGCACGUGGAGACGCAGUUCUCGAUGCAGAUGGACCUGAUCCGGCAGCAGCUGGAGUUCGAGGCACAGCACAUCCGCUCGCUGAUGGAGGAGCGCUUCGGCACCUCCGACGAGAUGGUGCAGCGCGCCCAGAUCCGUGCUUCGCGCCUGGAGCAGAUUGAUAAAGAGUUGCUGGAAGCACAGGACCGGGUGCAGCAGACAGAGCCCCAGGCGCUGCUGGCAGUGAAGUCAGUGCCGGUGGAGGAGGACCCGGACAGCGAGGUCCCCACGCAUCCUGAGGACGGCAACCCUCAGCCGGGCAACAGCAAGGUGGAGGUGGUCUUCUGGCUGCUGUCCAUGCUGGCUACCCGUGACCAGGAGGACACAGCUCGAACGUUGCUGGCCAUGUCCAGCUCUCCCGAGAGCUGCGUGGCCAUGCGCCGCUCAGGCUGCCUGCCGCUGCUCCUGCAGAUCCUCCAUGGCGCCGAGGCAGGGUCCGGGAGUCGCACAGGGACCCCUGGUGCGCCGGGCGCCAAGGACGCGCGCAUGCGAGCCAAUGCGGCGCUGCACAACAUCGUCUUCUCACAGCCGGACCAGGGCCUGGCGCGCAAGGAGAUGCGCGUGCUGCACGUGCUGGAGCAGAUCCGGGCCUACUGCGAGACCUGCUGGGACUGGCUGCAGGCGCGGGAGGCGGCGCCUGAGGGAAGCGGCCCUGGCAGCGCCCCUGUCCCCAUCGAGCCUCAGAUCUGCCAGGCCACCUGUGCCGUGAUGAAGCUCUCCUUCGAUGAGGAAUACCGCCGAGCCAUGAACGAGCUAGGCGGGCUGCAGGCGGUGGCCGAACUCCUGCAGGUGGACUAUGAGAUGCACAAAAGGACCCAGGACCCGCUCAACCUGGCCCUGCGCCGCUACGCUGGCAUGACGCUCACCAACCUCACCUUCGGGGAUGUCGCCAACAAGGCCACCCUGUGUGCCCGCCGGGGCUGCAUGGAGGCCAUCGUGGCCCAGCUGGACUCCGACAGUGAGGAGCUGCACCAGGUGGUGUCCAGCAUCCUGCGCAACCUGUCCUGGAGGGCGGACAUCAACAGCAAGAAGGUGCUGCGGGAGGUCGGCAGCAUGACCGCCUUGAUGCAGUGUGUCCUGCGGGCCUCUAAGGAGUCCACCCUGAAGAGCGUGCUCAGCGCCCUGUGGAACCUGUCCGCCCACAGCACGGAGAACAAGGCAGCCAUCUGCCAGGUGGAUGGCGCCCUAGGCUUCCUGGUGAGCACGCUCACCUACCGGUGCCAGGGCAACUCCCUGGCGGUCAUUGAGAGUGGCGGCGGCAUCCUGCGCAACGUGUCCAGCCUCAUCGCCACCCGGGAGGACUACAGGCAGGUGCUGCGUGACCACAACUGCCUGCAGACGCUGCUGCAGCACCUCACCUCGCACAGCCUGACCAUCGUGAGCAACGCCUGCGGCACGCUGUGGAACCUCUCGGCGCGCAGCCCGCGUGACCAGGAGCUGCUGUGGGACCUGGGCGCCGUGGGCAUGCUGCGGAACCUGGUGCACUCCAAGCACAAGAUGAUUGCCAUGGGCAGUGCGGCCGCCCUGCGCAACCUGCUGGCCCACAGGCCUGCCAAGUACCAGGCAGCAGCCACGGCCAUCUCCCCAGGCACCUGCGUGCCCAGCCUCUACGUGCGGAAGCAGCGGGCUCUGGAGGCUGAGCUGGACACCAGGCACCUGGCGCAGGCGCUGGGUCACCUGGAGAAGCAGGGCCUGCCCGAGCCGGAGCCCGAGCCCGCCCCCACGAAGCCGCUGCCAUCCCUGCGGCACCUGGACGGGCUGGCCCAGGACUAUGCCUCCGACUCGGGUUGCUUCGAUGACGACGACCCGCCCUCCCUGGCGGCCACUGCGGCGGCCGCAGAGCCUGCCAGCCCAGCUGUGCUGUCCUUGUUCCUGGGCAGCCCCCUUCUUCAAGGACAGGCCCUGGCCCGCACCCCGCCCCUGCGCCACAGCAGCCGGGAGCCUGAGAAGGAAGCUGGUGGGGAGGCGGCCGUGGCGGCCAAAGCGAAAGCCAAGCUGGCGCUGGCAGUGGCGCGGAUCGACCGGCUGGUGGAGGACAUCUCUGCCUUGCACACCUCUUCCGAUGACAGCUUCAGCCUCAGCUCUGGGGACCCCGGGCAGGAGGCGCCAAGGGAGGGCCGGGCCCCAUCCGGCUCGCCGUGCAGGGUCCCUGAGGGUGGGAGGAGGGAGGCGGGCAGCCGGGCCCACCCGCUGCUGCGGCUCAAGGCAGCCCACGCCAGCCUCUCCAACGACAGCCUCAACAGCGGCAGCACCAGCGACGGGUACUGCCCUCGGGAGCAUCUGCAGCCCUGCCCGCUGGCUGCACUGGCCGAGCACCAAGAGGACCCACUGAAAGGGCAGGCCCGGCCCAGCCGGCUGGACCUCAACCUGCCGGGGAGCCAGGCCGAGCUGCCCGCCAGGGAUCUUGCAGCGGCCGACGUGCGCAUCAGAACCAUCAAGCUGUCGCCCACCUAUCAGCAUGUGCCACUGCUCGAAGGGGCAGCCGGGGUGGGCCCACGGCCCCUGGCCCAGCCAGGGGCCUCCCCAGGGGCUCGAAAGCAGGCCUGGAUGCCAGCAGACAGCCUGAGCACGGUGCCCGAGAAGCUGGUGGCCCCAACGCCCAUGGCCAGCAAGGUGCUGCAGAAGCUGGUGGCACAGGAGGGGCCACUGUCCCUCUCGCGCUGCAGCUCACUGUCCUCACUGUCCUCGGCAGGCCACCCUGGCCCCAGUGAGGGCGGCAACCUGGAUGAUAGUGACUCUUCCCUGGAGGGGCUGGAGGAAGCUGGCCCUGGGGAGGCGGAGCUGGACGGGCCAUGGGGGGCGCCUGGGUCCACCUCCCUGCCAGUGGCCAUCCCAGCACCCCACCGCAGCCGGGCACGGGGCCUAGGGGUGGAAGAUGCCACGCCGUCCAGCUCCUCAGAGAACUGUGUGCAAGAGACGCCCUUGGUGCUGAGUCGCUGCAGCUCCGUGAGCUCUCUGGGCAGCUUCGAGAGCCCCUCCAUUGCCAGCUCCAUCCCUAGUGACCCAUGCAGUGGGCUGGGCAGCGGCACCGUCAGCCCCAGCGAGCUGCCCGACAGCCCCGGGCAGACCAUGCCACCCAGCCGUAGCAAGACGCCCCCAGUGCCGUCGGGCCAGCCCGAGGCCAGCCAGUUCAGCCUGCAGUGGGAGAGCUACGUCAAGCGCUUCCUGGACAUUGCGGACUGCCGCGAGCGCUGCUGGCCGCCCUCUGAGUUGGACGCGGGCAGUGUCCGCUUCACAGUGGAGAAGCCGGACGAGAACUUCUCCUGCGCCUCCAGCCUCAGCGCGCUGGCCCUGCAUGAGCUCUACGUCCAGCAGGACGUGGAGCUGAGGCUGCGACCGCCUGCCUGCCCUGACCGAGGCGGAGCCGGGGGCCACCGCCGCCGGGAUGAGGCCAGCAGUCGCCUGGAAGGGCCAGCACCAGGGGGCUCUCGAGCCCGCGCGGCCGCUAGCCAGGAGCUGGAGCUGCUGCGGGAGUGCCUGGGGGCAGCCGUGCCAGCCCGGCUCCGCAAGGUGGCCUCGGCUCUGGUGCCCGGCCGCCGCGCACUGCCAGUGCCAGUCUACAUGCUGGUGCCCGCCCCCGCCCGCGAUGACGACUCUGGCACCGACUCCGCUGAGGGCACCCCCGUCAACUUCUCCAGUGCCGCCUCCCUCAGCGAUGAGACCCUGCAGGGUCCCCCCAGGGCCCAGCCUAGGGGGCCAGCGGACAGGCAGAAACCCGCAGGUCGUGCUGCCCCGACCAGGCAGGCAGCAGGCCGCCAGACCAAAGCAGGGAGCACUGGCAAGAGCACAGAGCAGUCCCGCGGUACCGGCAGGAAUCGGGGAGGGCUGGAGCUGCCCCUCGGCAGGCCCCGGAGUGCGCGCUCCAACAGAGAGGGCUCACGCCAGGGCGGGUCCAGCGGGGAUGGGGGCCUGCAGUCGCUGUGCCUCACCACGCCCACCCAGGAGGCUGUGUAUUGCUUCUACGACUCUGAAGAGGACCCGCAGCCGGCUGCCACAGCCCCACCCCCCCAGAGGGCGUCGGCCAUACCCCGGGCUCUGAAGCGGGAGGGCCUGGCCCUGGCCAAGCUCCCCUCAACUGUCCCACCACCUGCAAGGACCCAGCCCAGGCUGAUCGCCGACGAGACGCCCCCCUGCUACUCCUUGAGCUCUUCUGCCAGCUCCCUCAGUGAGCCCGAGCCCUGUGAGCGAGCAGCCAGUGGUCCACCCGGCCCGGAGCCUGCCAGCCCCAAGGACCCAGGCCGGAGCCGCGGACAAGACAGCUCCCCAAGCCCGCGGGCUGAGGAGGAGCUGCCACCGCGGUGCCUUGGCUCAGCCAUGCCUCGGCGCCGGCCCCAGGUCCCAGGCCCUCGGCGUCGCAAGCCCCGAGCUACCCGGUUGGACGUGCGGCCAGCAGAGGUCCCGCGGGAGUGCACUGAGGAGGUGGCCGGCUCAGACCCAGCCUCCGACCUGGACAGUGUGGAGUGGCAAGCCAUCCAGGAUGGGGCCAACUCCAUCGUCACAUGGCUGCACCAGGCGGCGGCAGCAGCCACUGUAGAGGCCUCCUCAGAGUCCGACUCCCUCCUGUCCCUGGUGUCUGGGCUGUCAGGGGGCCCCACCCUACCGCCCUCCAAGCACAGGAAGGGGAGACAGCCUGGAGCAGGGGCCAAGGUAGGCAGUGCCCAGCGGCCAGAGAAACGGGGCUUGGCCACAAGCAAAAGCAGUGGGCAUCCCCGCUCACCUGGAGACCCUGCGAAGACCAACCAUGCUCAGAAGACUCUGCCUGCAGAGCCCGCGGUGCUGCGGGGGCGCACAGUGAUUUAUGUGCCCAGUCCCGCAAACCGAGCCCAGCCCAAAGGUGUCCCUGGACCCCGUGCCACACCAAGGAAGAUGGGGAACCCUGGCCCCACAGAGCCAGAAGCCAAGGCCAAAGCCCCGAGCCCUGGUCAGCAGCGGUCUCGGAGCCUCCACCGACCUGGUAAGAUCUCAGAGCCGGCAGAACUAAGCCAACCCCCAAGGAGUGCCACACCACCUGCCCGCCUUGCCAAGACCCCAUCCUCCAGCUCCUCCCAGACCUCUCCGGCCUCCCAGCCCCUGCCCAGGAAGUCCCCUCUGGCCACCUCCGCCGCAGGUCCCCUGCCCGGCCCCGGGGCUACCCCGCUACCCAAGACGCCAGCUCGGGCCCUUCUGGCCAAGCAACACAAGACGCAGAAGUCGCCCGUGCGGAUUCCGUUCAUGCAGAGGCCGGCUAGACGGGGGCCGCUGCCGCCAGCUAGGGCAACCCCAGAGCCAGGCCCCAGGAGCCGGGCAGCAGCCGAGGGAGGCCCCGGGGCACGCGGGGGCCGCCUGGGCCUCGUGCGCGUGGCCUCCGCCCGCUCCAGCGGCAGUGAGUCCUCCGACCGCUCGGGAUUCCGGCGGCAGCUGACCUUCAUCAAGGAGUCGCCAGGCUUGCUGCGUCGACGCCGCUCAGAGUUGUCCUCGGCGGAGUCCGCAGCCUCCGUCCCCCAAGGCGCCUCACCCCGCCGCGGCCGGCCCGCACUCCCCGCAGUGUUCCUCUGCUCCUCGCGCUGCGACGAGCUGCGGGCGGCCCCGCGGCAGCCCCCCGCCCCACCGCGCGCCCCCGCCGCGCGCCCCGGCCCCGGCCCCGGCCCCGGCCCCGGCCCUGGCCCGCGCGCGCCCCGGCGCACCAGCUCCGAGAGCCCAUCGCGCCUGCCCGUGCGCACGCCUGCCGCACGGCCCGAGGCGGUCAAGCGCUACGCCUCCCUGCCGCACAUCAGUGUGGCCCGCAGGCCCGACGGCGGCGGCGCCCGGAGUCCCGCCCCCGCCGACGCCACUCGCCGCAGCAGUGACGGGGAGGCCAGGCCGCUGCCCAGGGUGGCGGCGCCAGGCACCACGUGGCGGCGCAUCCGGGACGAGGACGUCCCGCACAUCCUGCGUAGCACCCUGCCGGCCACCGCCUUGCCACUCAGGGGUGCCUCGCCCGAGGAAGGCCCGGUUGGCACCCCGCAGCGCAAGACUAGCGACGCGGUGGUGCAGACGGAAGAGGUGGCCGCCCCCAAGACCAACUCCAGCACCUCCCCAAGCCUGGAGAGCAGGGAGCCGCCGCAGGUUCCCGGCGGCGGCGCCGCUGCCCAGGGUGGUGAGGUGGACGUGCCCGGCCCCGCUAAGGCAUCUGCCACGGCACCCUUCGUCCACGAGGGCCCAGGGGUUACCGUCGGGGGCUUCCCUGCCAGCCGGCACGGCUCCCCCAGCCGCGCCGCCCGGGUCCCACCCUUCAACUACGUGCCCAGCCCCAUGGCCACGGCAGCUACCAAUGACUCGGCUGUAGAGAAAGCGGCGAUCACCGCCCCUACCAACCUCCUGGAAUAAUGGCCUGGGCGGGCGUCCAGAAGUCUCUCCGGCCCUGCGGCCCAGUCGGGCUGCCCCGUGGUCCGCCCUGUAGGUGCGCUGAGCAGGCUGUGCAGGACCGCCGCCUCGCCCUCAGAGCCUCCGUCCGAGUUCACUUCAGCCUCUUAGGGCAGGACCUUGCUUGUGCACCGCGGGGUUCCCUGGGGAAGGCUGGCCCGACCACUGAGCACAUGCUGGGCUCCUCCGCCCAAGUCGGGCGGACCGAAACGGCUCCGCGGAUCACCACCACAACCCUCAAGCACCGCCUCCCCGAGCCACCGCCCUGGGGCUCCCAGGGGGCUUCUUCGGCACCUGGGCAGUCCUCAGGAGGUAGACAGUGUCUCCCAAGGUGUGGGGACCGACCGGGGGCGGGUGGCUUGACUGCCUGCCGGAUGGGGCCAAGACAUCUGCUGUGCAGGAUGAAGCCAGCAAUUACCCCUUCUGGUAAUUUGUUAAUGACGGCUUUGCUGGGUUUGUUUGCACUGAGCCCCAGCUGCGGGGGAGCCCCACAGAAAGACUGCAGUUCCGGAAGCCCGGAGCAGCCGCUCUGGGCUGCCACGAGAGCAAGACAGCCAGAUCACCCUGACCCUUGCACCUUUGGGGGACGACAACGCAGGCCAGGCAGGCCUACUAUGGACAGGAAAGGCUCUGGUGCAGGUGCCGGGGCAGGGCUGACCCGUCUCCACCACUGCCAAGCCUCGGGCCCUUUCCACUUCUCUAGGAGCUGGGCUGCCAACUGGGUGGGCCUGGGGGUCGGUGGAGUCAGGACUAGCUCUAGUGGAUGAGACAGAGGGACCGGGGCUGGGGAAAGCCCCUGAAGGAAGGUGGGGCCUUACAAACCUGUGCUUUGAAGAGGCGGUCACUGGGAACCCAUCCUUAAGGACUCCUGCCCCUGCUGCUCUGCCUUCCAUUUCCUCCUCCAUUAUGCAUGCAGUGUGUGGCCCUAGGAUGAGCCCAGUGUCAAGGCUGGCUUUGGGCUGCAGUAUGAGGCCUGGACACCAAGGUGCCAGAUGGGGUAAAGGGAGAUAAGACAGGGAGUCUGGGGGUCCAAAGCUGCUCCAUCCAGCCUCAGCUGCCUGGUGUUCAGAGAGAAGCUAACAGUCCCCCAGGAGACCAGUCUCAGGAGACGUGGGCAGUCUCUCCUGGGUCAGUUUGUGCAGAGGCACCAAGGGGGCCUGCAUUCCAUCAGCUUGGGGCAUCUUCCUGCAAAGAGAGCCAGCAACCUCUUUCCUGCAGGACCUUGACUCUAAGAAGCUGCUCUUUGCCAAAGGCUCUGCUGCUGCAGCACCUGUGGCGGGGGCUUCCAGGGGUAGGUGCUGUCCCACAGGCUGACUCUAAGUCCCUUCUGCAGGGAGGGCUUGGAGAGUUGGGUGGAAAGCACUCUGAAGGGCACCAGCAUCCCUUCUCGUCCAGUCCCCAGCUCAGGGGGGGAGACAUGGAGCUGGCAGACACCGCCCCAACCCCCGCAUGGGCUUUCCGGCAGGAUGGCCACACCCCUGAACCCUAGAGGUGGAGCGCCAGCCCCAGGAGCUGGAGGCACUGCCGGCCAGGCCAGGCCAGGCCAGGCUGAGGCAAGUCUCAAGAGUGUGCUGGCCUGGAGAGGGAGGGGACUUCCCCCUGCCAUUUCAGAGCCCUAGUUCUGCCUGUCCUGCUUGCUCACUCACACCUGCCACAGGCCAGCUGUGCCCCAACACGGCCUAGUGGUGAGCAGACAGCGAUGGACAGACCUCAGCCUGCCCAGCUGAAAGGCCAGGGUCCCUGGAGACCUGAGGUGAAGCCCCGGGGCUGCCAUGCACUGUGAGACCCCGGGCACCACCCGUGCCACGUGUGCCUCAGUCUCUCCACAUGGGCCCUGGGGAGACUCCAGAGCUACCUCUCAGGGGCGCAGAGUGGCCACUGUGAUGGGGGCACCUAGUGCUGCUCCCAGCCCGGACAGAGCUCUCAUGGCGGCUGGCUCACAAGGGGCCAUGUGCUCUUGCCAGCCACUACUUCCUGCUGGGUCCCCUACCAAGAGGCCACCUUUGCCUUCUUUGUCCCCUUCAGAGGGGGGAACAGCCCCAGGGCAACCUUCUGUCCAGGCAGGAGGUGGGAGCAAGAGCCAGCACACAGCACGGCUUCCAGGAGGGCAGCUGAUGGCAUGGACAAUCACCCGGGCCAGCCCCAGGGAACUGAAGACAGGGGCCCGCAGCUGAAGGGUGAUGACCACCACUGGGUGCUGAACCAGAUGUCACCGUUACCUCAUCUCCACCUCGCUCCCGCAACCCGCAGCUGGCCAGCCCUGAUCCUAGCGGCAGGCUGGCACAGCAUUCCGCACGUGUAAAUAGCUCAGCCUGACCCUGCCCACCCACAGGUGAAGCCAUUUGUCUGACGGAAAGACAGUGCCCCACCUGGCGUCUGCUUCUCUGCACCUUUAAUAAACUGUGCUGUUGAG
This is a messenger RNA of Sciurus carolinensis (gray squirrel), 9588 nucleotides long. RefSeq names its product APC regulator of WNT signaling pathway 2 (gene Apc2). Gene Ontology annotation, cellular component: catenin complex; cytoplasmic microtubule; beta-catenin destruction complex. Gene Ontology annotation, molecular function: beta-catenin binding; microtubule binding; gamma-catenin binding. The transcript is spliced from 16 exons. Gene Ontology annotation, biological process: negative regulation of microtubule depolymerization; negative regulation of canonical Wnt signaling pathway; Wnt signaling pathway. Lineage: Eukaryota; Metazoa; Chordata; Mammalia; Rodentia; Sciuridae. The coding region runs from base 189 to 7139 and encodes 2316 amino acids. The record is from RefSeq and is a predicted model, not a curated record.